CAGCGGCGUCCCUGACGCGCAGAGGCUGCCUACUCUCCACACCGCGGGGGAGAAUCCCAAAAUUCUUGGUUUGCGAUCUGACCGCAAACCCACGAUCCUCGGAGAAAGAUACUUUUGUUUAUCACCCCAAACCCCAUACGCCAUCCAUGGCUUCAUCCGGGAGUGGAACUGAGGAAGUGCGCGUGUCGGCGUUGACGCCCCUGAAGUUGGUUGGCUUGGUGUGCGUCUUCCUUGCGCUCUGUCUGGAUAUCGGGGCCGUGUUGAGCCCCGCGUGGGUAACGGCGGAUAACCAGUACUACCUGUCUCUGUGGGAGUCCUGCUGGAAGCCUGUCACCUCGGACACAUGGCAGUGCAACACCACGCUCGAGACUGACUGGCAGAUUGCCACGCUGGUCCUGUUGCUGGGUGGUGCAGCCCUCAUCCUGUUCUCCUUCCUGGUGGCCCUGGUGUCAGUGUGUGUCGGUUCCAGGAGCCACUGCUACAGACCCAUCGCUGUCAUGCUGUUCGCUGCAGUGGUGCUCCAGGUCUGCGGUUUGAUCCUCUACCCCAUUAAGUUCAUUGAGACGGUCAGCCUGAGGAUAUACCACGAGUUCAACUGGGGCUAUGGCCUCGCCUGGGGGGCCACCAUCUUCUCUUUUGGAGGGGCCAUUCUCUACUGCCUCAACCCCAAGGACUAUGACGACUACUACUAAACCCUGCAAGAUUAGAGAGGAGGAGAGCCCUCUACACAACUUCAUGUUCCCCCCACACUCACUGUGAUAGCAGCUGAAACUCUGAACUUUAUAGAACUGGUAGAGAAAAUACAUAUUCACACACAUCGAUUGGCGAAUCAACAACAGUAGUGUCUAUCUAUACAGUCAAACCUUCACAAUCCUGUACUAUACCAGACUUAAAGGAACACUCUAUAGCACAGUAUGAGGUUGUGGUCUCCACGGGCAUCUCCGCCUGUGUUGUGACCAACAUCAACCAUAGGCUAAGUGGUGAGGCUAAAGAGCCAAUUUGACAGUUCAAUGGAAUCCUAAUUAUCAAUCAGAUGCAUCAGUGAAAUCAUGUCCACAUUCUGAGCCAACAGUAGGUCCCCUUUAACAUAGGAACUCCAGUAGGAAUUGGCAGCACAAUGCUUUGUCAUUAAUAAACCACAGAGAACAGAUGGAUUAGCUGAUCUAAUACAGAGACGAGAGGGAGGAGAAGGGACAGUUGAGAGUGACAGACACACAGAACAAUCAGAGAGCAGAGGGAUGGGCCAGAUAGACAGAUUGAUCUUGAGGAGGAAAGGAAGGUGACUCACCUAAGGAAAGGAAUCAAGGAUGCAUGCCAUCACCCCCUCUAAUAUAUGUGAUUACCUUUGCUUUUGCCUUUCUUUCAUCUUUUCAUCUGUGCUAAUCUAAAAUAAGAUUGGAUGGGUUAAGGUAGGCAGCAAAGAGUAAUUUGCUUUCACCUAUACUGCUCCUCUAGAUCAGUGCAGAUGAAGGGAAGGAGACAAGGGAAGGAAGCCACUAUAGACUAUUGGUACAUGCCCCAAUGCCACAAACAAGAUAUGGUAUAAUUGGUUAGGCCAGAGCUCACGAUACAUUCCAUGCAAAGUAUUACUGGUUAAACAUUAGCACAGGCCAUACACACACACACACACACACAUACCACAUGCACACAUACCACACGACACGCAUACUCACAUCACACACACACACACUAGCAGCGGUAAGGCAUAAUCUAAGACCGGGAUGGGCAACUAGCGGCCCGCCCCCCUUUUGUAGGCCCGCGGAUCAAUUUCCAAAAAUGAAAAUGAGUUUUUUUGGAACUCAGUGGGGGUCUCAACUUACUAUUGAGAGUAAGAAUAGUAGAAUACACAAGAUGCAAUUUCGAA
Messenger RNA from Coregonus clupeaformis (lake whitefish), 1864 nucleotides. RefSeq names its product transmembrane protein 47. The coding region runs from base 147 to 692 and encodes 181 amino acids. Gene Ontology annotation, biological process: cell-cell adhesion. The record is from RefSeq and is a predicted model, not a curated record. Gene Ontology annotation, cellular component: cell-cell junction; membrane. Lineage: Eukaryota; Metazoa; Chordata; Actinopteri; Salmoniformes; Salmonidae. The transcript is spliced from 3 exons.